GUCCCCUUCCACCUUCAGCCAUUUUAAGCAUGUUAGGAGCUGUAGGACGCUGCUGCACCGGGGCGUUGCAGGCCCUUAGGCCUGGGGUUAACCCCCUGAAAGUCAUCCAGGGAUCACCUGCUGCUUUGUAUUCACGUAGAAACUAUGCAGCACAGACUGCACCCUCUGCAAAACCCGGAGUUGCAAAUGGACGUAUUGUGGCUGUCAUUGGUGCUGUUGUGGAUGUCCAGUUUGAUGAAGGUCUGCCUCCAAUCCUCAAUGCAUUGGAAGUAUCGGGGCGUGACACUAGGCUCGUGUUGGAGGUGGCCCAACAUCUUGGGGAGAAUACUGUCCGAACAAUUGCCAUGGAUGGAACAGAGGGUUUGGUGCGUGGUCAGAAAGUUCUUGACACUGGAGCUCCAAUUCGAAUUCCAGUUGGUCCUGAAACAUUGGGAAGAAUUAUGAAUGUAAUUGGCGAGCCUAUUGAUGAAAGGGGACCAAUUACCACCAAGCAGACGGCUGCCAUUCAUGCAGAAGCUCCAGAAUUUGUGGACAUGAGUGUUGAGCAAGAAAUCCUGGUGACUGGUAUCAAGGUGGUAGACCUUCUAGCUCCCUAUGCCAAGGGUGGGAAAAUUGGCCUGUUUGGAGGUGCUGGUGUAGGCAAAACUGUACUUAUCAUGGAGCUGAUCAACAAUGUGGCUAAAGCCCAUGGUGGAUAUUCAGUGUUUGCUGGGGUGGGAGAGCGCACCCGUGAAGGCAAUGACUUGUACCAUGAGAUGAUCGAGUCUGGUGUAAUCAACCUGAAGGACACCACAUCUAAGGUAGCACUUGUAUACGGACAAAUGAAUGAGCCCCCUGGUGCUCGUGCUAGAGUUGCCCUCACUGGUCUAACUGUUGCUGAAUAUUUCCGUGAUCAAGAAGGACAAGAUGUGCUGCUUUUCAUUGACAACAUUUUCCGAUUUACUCAGGCUGGAUCAGAGGUAUCUGCCUUGUUGGGUCGUAUUCCCUCAGCUGUAGGUUACCAGCCAACCCUGGCCACUGACAUGGGUACUAUGCAGGAAAGAAUUACGACAACCAAGAAAGGCUCCAUUACAUCAGUACAGGCCAUUUAUGUGCCUGCUGAUGACUUGACUGAUCCUGCUCCAGCUACCACCUUUGCUCACUUGGAUGCCACAACUGUGCUCUCUCGUGCAAUUGCUGAGCUGGGCAUUUACCCUGCUGUUGACCCACUGGAUUCUACAUCACGUAUCAUGGACCCCAACAUUGUAGGACAAGAGCACUAUGAUGUAGCUCGUGGAGUGCAGAAAAUCCUUCAGGACUACAAAUCCCUGCAAGAUAUCAUUGCUAUUUUGGGUAUGGAUGAAUUGUCAGAGGAAGACAAGCUGACCGUGGCCAGGGCUCGCAAGAUUCAGCGCUUCCUGUCUCAGCCCUUCCAGGUAGCAGAAGUAUUUACUGGUCAUCUUGGAAAACUGGUCCCACUUAAAGAGACAAUCAGUGGAUUCCAGAGCAUUCUUCGUGGUGAGCAUGACAGUCUGCCCGAACAAGCCUUUUACAUGGUUGGCCCAAUUGCGGAGGUGGUCCAGAAGGCAGAGAAAUUGGCUGAAGAACAUGCGUAAUCAAAAUAUUGACUGAAACAUUCAAGGGAGCACUUGGCUUUAUGACGGGGUGUAAAAUUCAAAACUGGUCAACUGUCUUGUCAUCUGAGGUUUUGUUCUAUUUAAUGUUUUCCAUUUAAAUCUGGAGUUGGAAAUAAAAUCAAUUAUGACAACAGUUCA
This is a messenger RNA of Polypterus senegalus (gray bichir), 1754 nucleotides long. It is a transcript of the gene atp5f1b, whose product is annotated as ATP synthase F1 subunit beta. The coding region runs from base 30 to 1595 and encodes 521 amino acids. The transcript is spliced from 10 exons. The record is from RefSeq and is a predicted model, not a curated record. Lineage: Eukaryota; Metazoa; Chordata; Cladistia; Polypteriformes; Polypteridae. Gene Ontology annotation, biological process: proton transmembrane transport; proton motive force-driven mitochondrial ATP synthesis. Gene Ontology annotation, molecular function: ATP binding; proton-transporting ATP synthase activity, rotational mechanism; ATP hydrolysis activity.